AUGGAAAAUAUGCAUCUAAGGCGAGUUAGAACCAUGCCCCGACACAGCCAGUCCCUGACCAUGGCACCCUACUCAUCUGUAAGCCUAGUGGAACAACUGGAAGAUAGAAUCCUCUGCCACGAGAAAACAACCGCUGCCCUUGUGGAGCACGCCUUCAGGAUUAAAGACGACAUUGUCAGCAGUUUGCAGAAAAUGCAAAACAAAGGGGGAGGUGACCGCCUGGCCAGGCUUUUCUUGGAGGAGCACAUCAGAAACAUCACUGCCAUAGUGAAGCAACUCAAUCGGGAUAUUGAGGUACUCCAGGAGCAGAUCCGGGCCCGGGACAAUAUCAGCUAUGGAACUAAUUCUGCCUUAAAGACUCUGGAGAUGCGUCAGCUCUCCGGUUUGGGAGACCUUCGGGGGAGAGUGGCAAGGUGUGACGCCAGCAUAGCCAGACUCUCUGCAGAGCACAAAACGACUUAUGAGGGGCUCCAGCACCUGAACAAAGAACAGCAAGCUGCCAAACUUAUCUUGGAAACAAAAAUCAAAGACGCAGAGGGGCAGAUUUCUCAGCUUUUGAACAGAGUGGACUUGUCGAUAUCAGAGCAAAGCACCAAACUGAAGAUGUCCCACAGAGACAGUAACCACCAGCUGCAGCUUUUGGAUACGAAAUUUAAAGGUACGAUUGAGGAGCUCAGUAAUGAGAUUUUAUCUGCACGGAAUUGGUUGCAACAGGAACAAGAACGGAUAGAAAAAGAACUUUUACAGAAAAUCGAUCAGCUUUCCUUGGUUGUUAAGGAAAACAGUGGAGCCAGUGAAAGGGACAUGGAGAAGAAGCUGAGCCAGAUGUCAGCCAGACUUGACAAAAUAGAAGAGAGUCAGAAGAAGAAUAUGGAGGUGCAGAGAACAAAACAGGAAGAGGAGAAGGUUCAUGGGCGCAUCAGCAAGCUGGAGUUACAGAUGAAUGAGGACAUGAAGGAAAUGAAAGCAGAAGUUGACGCUGGGUUUACAGCCAUCUAUGAAAGUAUAGGAUCCCUCAGGCAAGUUCUUGAAGCCAAGAUGAAGUUGGACAAGGACCAGCUACAGAAGCAAAUCCAACAGAUGCAGAAGCCAGAAGGUCCCAUGUGA
Messenger RNA from Puma concolor (puma), 1107 nucleotides. The record is from RefSeq and is a predicted model, not a curated record. Lineage: Eukaryota; Metazoa; Chordata; Mammalia; Carnivora; Felidae.